AUAUUCGUUAUCGAAGGUCUAAACUAUUAUACAGCAUUCCGACGACUGGUAGGCUAAACACUCAAAGACGAUGGCAGCGCGCGUGACCAAGCUCUUCCUGCAGAACUGUGCCUCAGCUAAGGUGGACACCAGCAAGUCCACCAAGGCAAAGGGAAAGGCACCCAACUCCAGCUCCACACUGUCUAAGACUGCUCAGAGAAAACUGCGCCAGAAGAGCAAGAAAGUGUCUGGCAAGUCCAAGGUAAAAGUGCUGGAGGAGGCGCGUCGCGAUCUGGAACAAGCCGACCGGACGGCAGAAAACUUACGCAAACUGAAGAACAAGACGUCCACCAAGUCCCAGCGCCUCAUGGCCAAGGUUCUUGCGCAGCGAACUGCUGUAUUCCGGUAAAUCAAUGACGUUUCACUCCGCAGGUGCUCGCUGGUUUAGUCGGCAACGCAAUCGAAGGGGGUGGAUUGGAGAGCUAACGAGAUCGAAGACCUAUAGGACACAACAGUCUAAGUGGGCAGCUCAAGUCAGCGCUGUUUAAAUAAAAUCUCGCGGCUCUAAGUCGCUCAUACAUAUACGCUCCCCCAAUCUCGUGUUGGUGUUAAUACAGUGAAGUGAACAAAUUACUGUUUCUUCAGAUGCCGACGC
Molecule: messenger RNA, 634 nt
Organism: Phytophthora nicotianae INRA-310
Lineage: Eukaryota; Oomycota; Peronosporomycetes; Peronosporales; Peronosporaceae
Exons: 2
Coding region: 71-388 (105 amino acids)
Source: RefSeq, a predicted model, not a curated record